This is a messenger RNA of Salvia miltiorrhiza (redroot sage), 796 nucleotides long. RefSeq names its product auxin-induced protein 22C-like. NCBI's taxonomy places the organism in Eukaryota, Viridiplantae, Streptophyta, Magnoliopsida, Lamiales, Lamiaceae. Gene Ontology annotation, cellular component: nucleus. The transcript is spliced from 3 exons. The coding region runs from base 60 to 542 and encodes 160 amino acids. The record is from RefSeq and is a predicted model, not a curated record. Gene Ontology annotation, molecular function: protein binding. Gene Ontology annotation, biological process: regulation of DNA-templated transcription.
CCUAUCUCCUCUCUUCAACCAUAUUCCAAUAUUCAUUCAAACAUAAACCAAAAACAGUCAUGGACAACAAAAACUGUUUGGCACUCGAGACGGAGCUCAGGCUAGGGCUCCCCGGCGCUACUGUCAAGGACAAGAAGAGGCUGUUUGCUGACAUCUCCGCGCCCGUCGUGGGCUGGCCGCCGGUGUGCUCGUACCGCCGGAGGAAUGUCGGGAUCAAAAUGUACGUCAAAGUUAGCGUCGAUGGGGCGCCGUUUCUCAGGAAGAUUGAUUUGAGCAAUCACAAGUGCUAUUCUCAUCUUGUUAUGGCUCUUGAACAACUCUUUGGAUGCUUUGGCAUUGGAGAAGCAUUGAAAGAUGCAGAAAACUGUGAGUACGUUCCUAUCUAUGAGGAUAAAGAUGGCGAUUGGAUGCUCCUUGGAGAUGUCCCUUGGGGGAUGUUUGCUGAGUCAUGCAAAAGGUUGAGAAUCAUGAAGAAAUCAGAUGCAAAGAGAAUUGGGCUUCACGCAAAGGACCUUCUCAAAGGACUUGCCACAGAAGAUUAGGAACAGUUAAUUAGGAAUUGAAGGGUAUAUCCGUCAUUUCGCCACCUUUAGUGAUAAUCAUAAUCAAGUGAACAUUAGGUGAGACUUGAGAGAUAUAACUAUUUACGGACUUCAGAUACUUAGAUGAGUCAAGUGUACUUAUAUAUUUUUGUGAUAGUUUGUUUCAUGUUGGUUUCGAGGUAUUUUAUUGUGCUUGAAAUUUGUGGAAACUCAAUAUAUUUGGAUUUUAAUUAAUAUUUUAUAUUUUUUGUAAA